Molecule: messenger RNA, 1614 nt
Organism: Coregonus clupeaformis (lake whitefish)
Lineage: Eukaryota; Metazoa; Chordata; Actinopteri; Salmoniformes; Salmonidae
Gene: mcrip2
Product: MAPK regulated corepressor interacting protein 2
Exons: 5
Coding region: 670-1119 (149 amino acids)
Source: RefSeq, a predicted model, not a curated record
CACGUGCUCGGAUUACCGGGUGAUAGGUCAGCAGUAGUGCGUUCUGAAGGGCGCUCCUCCUUUAAAACCGCGACGGUUGGGGGCGUGUAGUGACAUGACCGGGGUGCCCAUGACGGUCCUAUCAGUGUCCUGAUGAAAUCAUGUGUGCGGUGUCACUGUCAUUGUAUGAUAGGGUUGUCUCUCUCAAAGGGGAAUUUAAUCAAUAUAACUAACAGUAUUUUCUAUUCAAAAACAUUGAUCGGAAGGGUUGGAGUUUCUUCUCCAACAGACACUUGAAUUCCAUAUCAGUAUUGAUUCACGAUUCACCUUGGUUAACCUAUUGGCUAUACCCUUGAAGCACCAGCAGACGGCCUCUUUAACCAAACAUAUGCUUAUUCGUAGCGGCGACGGUCACAGCACAGCACAGGACAGGAGCACGUUGCAGUACCGAGAUCUCUUAACCGAACCGGAGACGUAGGCUACGUAGCACGGAGCAGCUGACUUGGAAAAGCAGGCGCUAUAAUUUUCCCACCGUGGCUGCGUCGAGAGAACUCGGCCAAAAAGUGGGUUGCUUUAAAGACCACCACGGUAUUUGGAGUCGACACAUUGUAGGCUAUCACACCACUUCCGACUUGUUUGAAGAUAACCCACUUAUCUUUCCUUCGCAACACUGAAGUUCUCGGCUUUCACAUGAUGUACACUAUUACUAGAGGUCCCAGUAAACUUGUUACACAGCGCAGGACAGGUCCCACGCAGCAAAUUGAGAAUAAAACCAACGACUUGAAGCUCAAACCGACCCCCUGGUUAUCCUCAAACUCUCCAGCUCCUAAGAUAGUGUUUAAUCGCCUGAACGGGAAGCGAUACCACACUGCAGCCACACAGAAGGAAGACACUCCAUCUGCAGGCUUCACCCCCGCUCAUGAAGAGAAUGUCCGAUUUGUGUACGAAGCAUGGCAGGAGAUCGAGCAGCAGCUGGCAGGAGAUGGAGAGGGCAGUGUGGAGCCGGCUGCUGUAUGUGGCCAGGGCCCCGUGCAGUACGCAGAGAAGACCCCCAGUACCACAAUGAAGAACUUUGUGCCCAUAGACCUGGAGGAGUGGUGGGCCCAGCGUUUCCUGGCCAACAUCGCUAACCUGUCGUGACGGGACAGGAAGAGAAGGAGUAACCAGGGAGGAGAAGGGACAGGAGGUGCUGACUGGCGAGGAAGCCACAUGGGCCAAGCUGUGAUCAGAAGAAGCGGCGCAGGAGGGGUGGAGAGAGGACAUUCUGGUUCUGAAGCUGCAGUUUAGUGGGCUGUAGUGGGCUUCCUGUAUUUUGUACCUAGUAUUUUGGGUACAAAGGCAUACCGAUAUCUGCACCGUGCUAGGGGAGUGUGUGACACUUUCCCCGAAUGGUCCUGAAGCUAUGAACUUUUAGACUGAACGCUCCACCUCCAAGGAAAGUGGCUGUUCCUGAUUGGCUAAUCAACCAGAAGAACCAAUUAAUGAAGAGGAUCUGUGAUUUUUCUUCUGCUUGUGUUUUCAUUUUAAUAAGUACCUCACUGCCCCCCAACAUAAGUUGUGCUCAGAUUGAAAAGUCUUUCUUGGCUGGUCUUUGGAGAAAAACAAAAGAAAAACAGUAAAAUAUUUUUUACAAUU